This is a messenger RNA of Dermochelys coriacea (leatherback sea turtle), 3168 nucleotides long. RefSeq names its product glutaminyl-tRNA amidotransferase subunit QRSL1 (gene QRSL1). The coding region runs from base 254 to 1879 and encodes 541 amino acids. Gene Ontology annotation, cellular component: glutamyl-tRNA(Gln) amidotransferase complex; mitochondrion. Gene Ontology annotation, biological process: mitochondrial translation; glutaminyl-tRNAGln biosynthesis via transamidation. The transcript is spliced from 12 exons. Lineage: Eukaryota; Metazoa; Chordata; Testudines; Dermochelyidae. The record is from RefSeq and is a predicted model, not a curated record. Gene Ontology annotation, molecular function: glutaminyl-tRNA synthase (glutamine-hydrolyzing) activity.
GUGUUAACCCCGCAAGAGCAAGAAGUGGCGCAGCGAGGAGGAGACGCGCUUUGGCACUGGCGCAGCCCCGUGCACACUCAGUCCCGCAUCGGACACUGCGGCCCAGCUGGGGCUAGGGAGGGAGGCGUUGGCAGGACACAGAGCAAGCAGCGCUCUUAAUAAAAGCCUCCUCUCCAAGGGGUGUCUAGAUUGCAGCGCAUUGCCGUGAGCUAGUGACCAGACAGCAAGAGUGAAAAAUCGGGACAGGUGGAGGAUGGGUUAUAGGGUCUCAUAUAAGACAGACCUGCUAAUAUCAGGACGUCUGGCCACCUUAGCUGAAUACAGCCUGAUCUCUGCAGCACUGAAAGAAGGCCGAGUGACUCCAACAGAGCUUUGUCAAAGAUGUCUCUCCUUUAUCAAAGCCACAAAAUUUCUUAAUGCUUACAUUACUAUAGCAGAAGAGACAGCAUUAAAACAGGCUGAAGAAUCAGAGGAGCGAUAUAGGAAAGGUCAGAUACUGGGGGAUUUAGAUGGAAUUCCUGUUGCAGUAAAAGACAACUUCAACACGGCUGGUAUUGAAACAACAUGUGCAUCAAACAUGCUGAAAGGUUAUAUUCCACCUUACAAUGCUACGGUAGUUCAGAAGUUAUUGGAUCAGGGGGCUGUGCUUCUAGGAAAAACAAACCUAGAUGAAUUUGCAAUGGGAUCUGGAAGCACAGAUGGAAUAUUUGGACCAGUUAGAAACCCCUGGAGUUAUUCAAGGCCGUACAGAGACAAAUGUGUGCAGAACUCCUAUACUGAGAAUGAAGACUCCAAUUGGUUGAUAACAGGAGGAAGCUCAGGAGGUAGCGCUGCUGCAGUGUCUUCUUUCACAUGCUUUGCGGCUUUAGGAUCAGAUACAGGAGGGUCCACCAGAAACCCAGCUGCUCACUGUGGAGUAGUAGGUUUAAAGCCAACCUAUGGACUGAUUUCUCGUCAUGGUCUCAUUCCACUAGUGAACUCCAUGGAUGUACCAGGAAUUUUAACCAGAUGUGUGGAUGAUGCAGCAAUUGUAUUGGGUGUGCUUGCAGGACAUGAUCCUAAAGACUCUACUACUGUGCAGGACCCCUUUAAGUCGUUUGAACUAACCAGUUUUACAGAUGCCAGCAAGCUCUGUAUAGGAAUACCAAAGGAAUAUCAUGCACCAGGAUUAUCUAGUGAAACUCUGGCACUUUGGUCUAAAGCUGCUGACCUCUUUGAGAAUGCAGGUGCCAAGGUGAUUGAAGUGAGUCUACCCCACACACGUUAUUCAAUUGUAUGCUAUCAUGUGCUGUGCACAGCAGAAGUAGCAUCAAAUAUGGCCAGGUUUGAUGGACUAGAAUAUGGACACCGUUCCAGUAUGGACAAGUCCACAGAAGUCAUGUACGCUGCAACUCGACGGGAAGGGUUUAAUGAAGUUGUAAGAGGAAGAAUUCUGUCUGGAAACUACUUUUUGUUAAAACAGAAUUAUGAGAAUUAUUUUAUCAAGGCCCAAAAAGUGCGACGACUCAUUGCCAAAGACUUUGCGAAUGUUUUCCAUAGUGGUAUUGAUGUUUUGCUCACUCCCACCACUCUAAGUGAUACAAUACCAUACGUGGAGUUUAUCAAAGAAGACAACAGAACCCGGAGUGCACAGGAUGAUAUUUUUACACAGGCCGCAAACAUGGCAGGGCUGCCAGCCAUAACUGUUCCUACAGCACUUUCAGAGAGAGGUUUGCCAAUUGGGCUUCAGUUUAUUGGACGUGCAUUCCAGGAGCAGCAGCUUCUUACUGUAGCCAAAUGGUUUGAAAAACAAGUAAAAUUCCCCUUGAUACAAUUACAGGGAAUGAUGGAUCAUGGUCACACUGUCUGUCACCAUCAGAUAUCAGCCUUUUUUUCAUAACGGAGGACUUGGUGGUUUUAGUAGCAGAAGUAAGGAGGAUUUUAGAAUAUUUCUCAAUCACUUUGUACUGUUUCAAAUUGAAAAGAAAUGUAAUUCUUCCACUUAUUUGUACAAAUGACAGGCUGUAGAGUCUAAAAACAUCUGUAUUAAAGGAGAAUGCAAGAGCAAAGCAGGGAAGCUUUGUUACUGUGUGUAAUUAAACUGAAGUGAGCCUAUGGUAUGUUUGAAUUUUUUUUUCAUGUUAGGUAUAAAGUGUAUGUCUUGUAAUUAUAGAGCUGCUUUCCCCACCCUUCAUACAAAGAAACCUGUGGGAAUUCAUUCCCUGGUGGAACAAACAUGGGCUUCUUCCUUAAGCAUGUACAGUUUCCAGGAGCUCUGGUCUCCUGCUGCCUCCCAGGUUACAUGGCUCCAAUGAAAUCAAGCCAUGAAGGAGUCGUCAACCACAGGAGGCCUUAGUGAAGCUCUGCACUCAACUAGAGGGGAAAGAGAGGGAAAGAUGAGAGUGUAGGAAUGUGUGAAUGGAAAUGCACAAGAGCAACCUAUUCAAGAGCAGUAAGGUAGCUAAACCAUGUACAGUGCAGAAGAGCCAUCUUUGUAUGGAUCCUGGAGGCUGCUGUGGUACUUAGAAAGCCUUUUCACAAUAAGGGCUAUUUGCAGAUGUUUCCUUUGAGAAACAACCCUCUAAUUUUCAGAAAUUGCUCUUCCUGCUGCCCCCUCUAUUUUGCUAUAAUCACAGCUCAGGAACCAAAAUCAGAGGCAGUUUCAUAAAUUAGUACAUUCUUUUCUCCAGUGCCUACAAUGAGGAAAUGUAUCAUCUGACUAUUGAACAUUUCCAACCCAGAUGUUAGAAUGGAAGAUUUAACAAACAGUCACUAACAUCUGCAAAAUUUACCCUCAGGAAUAUUGUUUUCCACUUUACCACCAUGAGUGCUUAUUUCUUUGUAACUGUUGCUCAUUUUUAGAUGCUCCAUUUUUCUUCUCACAAGCGAAGAUGGUGAAAAGAAAUGAGAUAAUUAUGGUGAGGGACUAGAGGAUUGGAGUUUUUUUAAGAACAGGUUUGACAAACACCUGUCAAGGAUGGUUUAGAGUUACUUGGUUCUGCCUCAGGAGUUGGGGGGCUGGACUGGAUGACUUCAAGGUCCCUUCGAGCCCUACAUUUCUGAUUGUAUGAGACCUCUCUUGUUUAGGAUCCAGUUUGUAAGUUUAGACCAAGUGUUGAUUGAUAUGGACACCUACAUUAGAAGUAUUUCACCUUUCAGCUACAUUUUAUUAUAUACGUUCUAUUUAAA